Molecule: messenger RNA, 847 nt
Organism: Penicilliopsis zonata CBS 506.65
Lineage: Eukaryota; Fungi; Ascomycota; Eurotiomycetes; Eurotiales; Aspergillaceae
Exons: 3
Coding region: 20-847 (275 amino acids)
Biological process (GO): thiamine metabolic process; thiamine diphosphate biosynthetic process
Molecular function (GO): ATP binding; thiamine diphosphokinase activity; thiamine binding
Source: RefSeq, a predicted model, not a curated record
GGGUACUCAAGGCUCUGCGAUGGAAUGGGAUCCCACCCGGUUCUUCCGGGAUGAUCCGGAUAUGCAGAGUCCAUAUGCACUGCUUAUUCUGAACCAGCCGAUCAAUGAGGAGGCAUACCUCGUUCUCCAGAAGCACGCAUGCUUCACCAUCUGCGCAGAUGGCGGUGCAAACCGAUUCUAUGAUAUGAUGCAGGCACGCGACAGAGAGAGUCUAGAUCUCCCUAACGCUAUCGUGGGCGACCUGGAUUCCAUCCGGCCCGCAGUCCGGCAGCACUACGAGGCCCUCGACGUCCCCGUCAUCGAAAACCCAGACCAGUACUCGACGGAUUUCACCAAAUGCCUGCGCUAUCUCGAGGGAGAAGAGCACCUCACGCGUACCCACAGAGAAAAAGGGCUCGAUAUCGUCGUGCUGGGUGGCCUCGGUGGCCGCGUCGACCAGGCCUUCUCGCAGAUCCAUCAUUUGUACGCUGCUACCAUGGAGAUGGAGUGUACGCGGAAUCAUCAAUCCGUCGCACGGUCCCUUUAUCUCGUCUCCGAGGAGAGUGUCACUUUUAUCCUGAAAUCGGGUCGGAACAUGAUCUACACAGGUAGUCACAACGACACUACAGAUCAGGCGGGGGGGAGGUAUUUCGAGGAAAAUAUCGGCAUCAUCCCCCUCGCCGGCCCGACGAGAAUCACCACCCACGGCUUAGAAUGGGACGUUACCGACUGGCCCACCCAGAUCGGCGGCCAGCUCAGCACGAGCAACCAUAUUCGCGCCUCAGUCGUGGAGAUCGAGACCGCGGCCCCGGUCUUGUUCACGGCCGAGUUGGCGGCGAGGUUCAAGUUUGGGGGGAGAGCGAGAUAG